AAUUUGUUCUUUUACAUGUUACAGGCCUUGUUUUAUUCUGCACUACGUUGCUCUCGGGAAAUGCUUGCUAUAAAUGAUGGUUCAAAGAAUUUGGUAAGAGCCAUCAACAAUAGACUUAGUGCGUUGUCGUUCCAUAUCAGGGAAUAUUACUGGGUGGACAUGAAAAAGAUCAAUGAGAUCUAUCGUUAUAAAACGGAAGAGUACUCCAUGGAUGCUACAAACAAGUUCAAUAUUUAUCCUGAACAAAUUCCUCCAUGGCUUAUGGAUUGGAUACCAGAAGAAGGUGGAUAUCUGAUAGGCAACCUACAGCCAGCACACAUGGACUUUAGGUUCUUCACACUAGGAAACCUUUGGUCCAUUGUUUCAUCUCUGGGCACUCCAAAGCAGAAUGAAGCUAUCUUAAAUCUAAUUGAAGCCAAAUGGGAUGAUAUUGUGGGGCAUAUGCCUCUUAAAAUAUGUUAUCCUGCAUUGGAGUAUGAGGAAUGGCGUAUAAUUACUGGAAGUGAUCCAAAGAAUACCCCUUGGUCAUACCAUAACGGCGGAUCUUGGCCUACACUUUUAUGGCAGUUCACAUUGGCAUGCAUCAAGAUGGGUAGAUUAGAAUUAGCUCAGAAGGCAGUUGCUUUGGCUGAGAAAAGCUUGCACCGACCGCUGGCCUGAUACUACGACACUCGAACUGGAAAGUUUAUUGGAAAGCAAUCCAGAUUAUACCCAAACAUGGACAAUUGCUGGAUUCUGACAUCUAGAAUGCUCUUAGAUAAUCCAGAGAUGGCAUCCUUGUUAUUCUGGGAGGAAGAUUAUGAGCUUCUUGAGAUUUGUGUUUGUGCACUUAGCAAGACUGGCAAGAGAAAAUGCUCCCGUGGUGCUGCUAAGUCCCAGAUUCUUGUUUAAUGAGAGUCCAUUUUUUCAAAGGCAAAAAAGCUGUUGUUCUGUACAGCCACAAGUUUAGGAAAGAAAUAGAGGAAUAUGAUUAAAAGAGCAAAUUUGAAGCUCAAAAUGUAGAAUACACAUUAUUUGUGUUACACAUAUUCUACUGUAAAAAUAGCUACGGAGAUCAAUUAACAAGUUGAUCACCAUACUCUCAUAUUGAGUGAGGGGAGGCUCAUUAGUAAUGCCUCCCGAGAGAUUGUUUGUACAUUAUUUGACCAUGCCUUGCAUGCUCUUCUCUCCAGUUUGUUUCAAAUCCUCCCUUAAAGUAAUCUUUUCUGUGUUGAUUGACCUAA
Messenger RNA from Carica papaya (papaya), 1223 nucleotides. Lineage: Eukaryota; Viridiplantae; Streptophyta; Magnoliopsida; Brassicales; Caricaceae. The record is from RefSeq and is a predicted model, not a curated record.